UGAACUCUACAAUGAAUAUGCCAAGAGUCCAUGCAGAAAUUCUGGAGAAAUCGUCAUCCGCCAACUGGUUGAAAUGUCGGAAUUACUUUGAUGAGUUUUGACACGCGGAAAGGAUUGUUUACAAAAUUUUGAAAUGGCACUCAUUCAUCAAGAAUUGCAGAAAAUCAGUUCCUGUAUACGUGUUGUAAAAUGCUUAUUGUUGCGUUACCUGCUAUCUCAUUUCCAUAUCAAAGUAAACCUACGUGCCCAGAGUGCUUUUAGUCAGUAAUAAUAUUCCAGAAGCAUCAAAGUUAUCGGCAUUAGCGCUCGGCGUCGCUUGGAAGACUUUGGUUCGAACAAGAUGGUGUGCUUUACUCCAAAAGUUUACUUUCUAAUUCUGCUUUGCACAUGGAUUUCUUGCCAGUUUUUCGUUCCAUCGGAUUCACGUGCCUUGUUUAGCUUUAGCAGAGUUAGACGGGUAAGUUAAAGUUUUUUUAUUCAUUUAUUUAAAAGCAAGGUCAUAUUUGAGGAUCGUUGUAUAGGUCGUUGGUAAGAGCCCUAACUUUUCGCGCUUUGAGUAAACAACGGUUUCUGUCGUUUUUAGGCGACUGAGGAGAAUGUUGAGAAUAAGACAAACAGCUCCGACGAAGGACGCCCUCCGUGCGAGGAAGACAUGAACGGGCCUUAUCCUUGUUCGUCUACGGUAAGUUAAAAAGUAGUACCGAAAAUUUUCCUUAGCACUAAUGUUCAGGUAAUGUUCAGUUUUGUGUGACCCGUCAGGAAAAAUUUUAUUCAUUUUAACCGCGUCCGAUCAAGAGUUCCAUCGUCGCUCGUGAUCGUUCACGCGAAAAAAGCGAAGUUUAAGCUAGCAAUCGUGAGUACAUCCUUGCAUGAGAUUUAAAUAAUUUCCGCCAAUUUGGAGACAAAACAUGGCUGUAAAAGUAAAUUUUUUUCUCGUUCUCGUUGCUUAGAGAAUGGCAAGUAAAUAUGUGGAAAAAUUGAUUACCCUAAAAAGGCUGCUUUACGGAUUUGUGAUCUGUUCUUCGUGUUUUAAGUUGAUUGUACACUUCUGUAACUGUCUAAACGGGCGUGUAAACAAUCGUAUGGUAAUUUUUAUUACGCCCAUUUUAAGUUUUACCCCGGGCCUUGAUCGACACAUAAGUAUUCAAAUUGAGAAGCGAUUUCGUUUGAAACACCUAAUUUAUUAGUGUUGUCCAUGAACAAUGUUUUUUUCUUGUCAUGGUUAUAUACCGUGUUGGCUAGUUCCAAUUUUCUUGGCGAAAAGACUAAGUGUUUGUUCACGGUCUACUACACCUGUUUGAUUGUACAAUCUUUGUUUAAAUACUACAGAUAUGUCUUUUUUUGGUUAUUAAUGCUAAAGUUUACCUCGCACGUGUUCUUGUGCUCGUUUUUAUCCUCGAUUACGAAAGUUAUCCAGAAAAGAACAUUUUGAGAACACAAAUCUAUCGCUCAGAAAUCAGUGAACAUAAAAGCUAAAAAGAGCUCUAGUCAUUGAAGUGUAAAAAUAUAUUGAUUUCUUAGACGAGGGGUGCGAGUUUCUAGAUGUUGCUGUGUGUAUGUGGUUGCUUAUCAAAGCUGAAAAUUUUCUGAUAAUUUUAUAAGUCGUUUCCUGUGGCGAACUCUUAAGAUGUGAUUACGCAAACUUUGACGAAAUAUGAUACAGAAGAGACCAGCGGCGGAUAUGGUCACGCACGUUUGUCGAGUUCGGUCGUUUUGUGAAUUAUCAACUCUUGAAAUUGUUAAUUUAUCAUCCUAACACUAUUUAAUCUUGAAAAAUAAAACAGGUGCGGCAAUAAAAAUCUGAAACUUUGGUUUACGGAAAUCGUUGAAGUGAAAAAAGUAAUAAAAGACUCGUUUUUUCCAGCUCAGUGAUUAUUUUGGCGUCUUCUAGUUUCAAAAGAAGGACGCCCAGCGCAGUAUGUCUUUGAUAUGUAAAUACUUGUUUUCGAUUCUUUUCUGGAGUCAGCUAAAUUUAGGUUAACUCACUGCUAUAUAGAAUAUACAUUUAUCAAAAUUUUCCGAGUAUCUGAAGUUUGAUUGUAGUAAAUAGUAAGAUAUUUGUAUGUUUGGAACACUAUAUACCUAAAUUUUUUUCAGUUUUGCAUGCAGACAUUGAUUAAUACCUCUGGUCCACAUAAUCAAUUUAAAAGCCAACUAGCUUUCAGUGUUUUUUAAGCUUGGUUGCUUCCAAUGAAUAGGUGAUUGUUGUUUGUGGCUUUUAAAAGCAUUGUAGGUCUUGGCUCUUGAAAGUUCCUAAAGGUGGUUGUUUGUAUGACACACCUAGCUACUUAGCAUAAUAUUUGAUGUAGAGAAAUUUUCUAGAUCUCAAUAGAAGAAUGACAGACUCCUAAUGAUAGACUUUUGACCUUUUUUUUCCACAAGCAGCUUUGUAGAAUGCAGAUACUUGAUUCAAACAUGAAAUUGGGUCUUUAACUUUUGUUUUUUGUCUCUGAUUAUUUGGUUUUAGGGAAAAAGAAAUUUUCAUACAACAAUUUCUCCCUUUCCACAAAUGAAACAAAUUUGUCAUAGCUUGAUCAUAGUCAGUUGUAUAGCUUGAUAACAUGCUGAGGUGUUCAAAAGAGAUCUGUGCAUUCUUCAAGAAUGAGAAAUACUUCUAAUUGUAUCUGACUCACUUAUGAUUCUGCUAUCAGCCAGUCUUAAACAAAAGAUUUGUUUUAUUUGGUAGAUUUGUGGACUAAAUCUGUUGUCAGUAUGGCCCUUGUUGGUCUAUAAGCCAUGCCAUAGAAAUGCUUUUGCAAUCUGGUGCAUCAAGCUUAAAAGCCAUUGUUUUAAUGUAGAAUUCACUCGACCUUGUAUCAAAAGCCAAAAACUUCAUUGUUGGCUGUAGAUAACUGUUGCUUAUUUCUAUUAUAAUCUUUGCAGAUAACUGGUAACCUGUUGCUGAUGGUGUUUUAUGGCGCUAUCCUUGGAGUUGCUGCGAAAUGCAUUUCUGGUAUGUUUUUAAUAAGUUUUUUCAGAAAACUUAGUUGUUGGGUUCAUAGUUAAUAAUGCAUUUUAAUUUUGUUUUUCAUUGUUGCAGAUGGUGCUGAACUGUUGUUGGAUCUUGGCUGUAACCCUUCUCUGAUUGGUAAAAAGGCUUCUCUGUUUAAUUGUAACUGCAAUUUAUACCAUGUAGUUUCUACAAAACACUAUACCAUUGACCAUACUUCAUGUGAUUAAAAUAUGAAACAUGACUGGCCAUCAUUUUUGAUUCACCUCACUCUGGAGCACUUUGUUAGAGUUAGCUGUGAUUGGGAAAUGUGAAUGGGAAAAUCUUUAUUCCAGGCUAACUUGUAUAGGAGUACUGCUACAUCUUGUGGACUGGGUACCAGUCCAUCUUAAGUAAAACUCCUUACAGCAGCCUCUGGGGAUUCCUAGAGAGCUCUUUGUACCCAGUGACAUUCCUGGGUGGAGGAUGACAAUGUGAUAAAAUAUGUCUCGCCCACAAACACAUCACAAUGUAACAAGUCUCAUCUCAAACCUGGACAUUUUAAUUUGGACUUCAGGGUAGUAACCAUAAGCCACAAAAUCUCUCUCAAAUAGACAACAUAACUGUUUCAAAAAGUUUGAUAAAUAAAUGAGAAUAUUUGCUUUUAUUUUUCAGGUGGUAUUGUUCUUCCUUUGUUGGGAGCUGUACCAGACUCUGCUAUCAUCAUUGUAUCAGGUUUGGGAGAUGAUGCACAGGAUAAGUUGUCUGUUGGCAUGGGGUACGAAAACAAAUGUUACUAAUUUAGUUGUUCAAGUUUGUGUUAAUUUGCAACUUAUCUGAAAAACAUUAAAACUUCCCUCAUCUUUCCUUUUUUUUUUGCAUGGUUCUGUUGUUUUGUGUUACUUUGUCUCUGAGCAUUGUCAUCGUGUAAAUCUAACAAAACAUCACACUGAAUUUCAAGUUUUUUUCCUAUAAUCCAUGUUAAUCUUCUCCAUCUAUGGCCAACUUUCUUCCCUCUUGAUUUAGUCUGCCCUCUUUUUUUGUUUUAGCAUCUUCCUGCACUAAAGUUUUAUAGUCUCUUUCAAGUUAUGCCUAAUGUAAGCAUAAAGUGUGAAAUUGAUGAAAUUAUUCCUGUUGUCAAUAUGAAUCCACUUUCAUCACUGCUGAUCCUAGUGGUAUAAAAGAUGCUUGUCAGAUAGCAACCUGGGCCCAGUUGUUGAAAGGGGGAAUAGUACUGGGAUAGCACUAUCCCCCCUUGGAACAAUACCAGUGGAUAGUGUUAUCCACCUUAUGAACAACUGGCCCCUGGUUUGUCCGGCUAAGCUAACAAAUAGAGAUCUGUGAAGCUCAUUUGUUUAGAUACCAAAAAAAAAAAUUUUAAAGGCUUGAUUUCAUAUGGGGGCCAAGCCUUAAAAAUAUGCCAUAUUCCUAAACCUCUGGGAAUCAACAUAAUUUAUUGAGACUCUUUUGCUUGUCUUGUGCAGGACAUUGGCAGGCAGUACCAUCAUGUUACUAACAGCAGCAUGGGCAGGAAGCUUGGCGGUUGGAAAGUGUGACCUUGAUGUUAAUGAUGAAGCCAUUGAAGGCAGUGGAUAUGGAAAGAUCAGCUGUAACAAACAGGUAAGUCAGAACCUCAAAUACUCUUUAUCUUUAUAGUCUUGGUGAUUUGAGGAUUCAGUGCACUAAUUCAUCAAACGGCGCAAAGAUUAGAGACUAAUUUUCUUGGAAAGGGCCUAUUAAACCUCCUAAGGGUUAAGCCUGAUAGGUUAAACCUCUAUCUGGAACCAGCUCGUCCAUGCCAACAAUUUCUCAUGUUUGGCAGAAAGAAUUCAGAUAUCACAGCCUUGAUUAUCACACUGAUGAAAUGGGUGUAGUUUUAAAAGACUUUAUUGAGAGCUUAUGAGAAUGAUAGCACUUUUGCCAACUGCUUUCAAACAGAGGAAGGGAGAGCCCUGUAAGUGUUUAGUCUGAAAGAUGCUACCAGAAAUAUUACAUCUUUGCUUAUCUUCAUCAAAUGUGAUCAUAAAAGUUCUGAUAAACUGAGAGUAACAUUGUUGUCUUUAACCAACAAGUUAUUUUUAACCCUUUAACUCCCAAGAUCUGACUGCUAAUUCUCCUUUCUAGUUGCUACACUUUUCAUUGUGAAUUAGUUAGGAGAAUUUGGUAUUAGAUAUAGGUAACAACUUCUACCUGAUAAAUUUGAGUAGUCUCAUCACCUGUUUGUUGGAUAAUGAAUGGAUAUUGUACAGUAGGGAGAAGUUACAUGUUGUCACUUCUGGGAGUUUGUUGGAUAAUGAAUGGAUAUUGUACAGUAGGGAGAAGUUACAUGUUGUCACUUCUGGGAGUCAAAGAGUCAAAGAGUCAAAGAGUCAAAGGGUUAAGAAUACUGUUUGUUUUACAAUCCAAAUGAACAAUUCCUACAGUCCCCUCCACCCCCCCCCCCUUUAGUGUUUAUUGUUGAGAUUCCAUGGUUAUUAAAUUAUUUGUGGUCUAUCUUCCAUUUUAGAUAAAUAGCAAUUUUUUUUUUUUUUUUUUUUUUUUUUUUUUUUUUUUUUGUUUUUUGUUUUUUCAACUAAGCUUCUGUUUUAUUUUAGGGUGUGACAAUCUUGCCCAGUGUCAAGACAGCUGUAGGAAUUAUGCUGCUUACCUCACUUUCAUACUUGUAAGUAACACAGAAUUUCAUCAACCCAUUACACCCCAGCAUCAAUAUGAAUUUUCUCCUAACUAUAUGGUACCAACAUGGAGAAUUCAUUUAACAAUCAAAGCUUCUUAGGUUGGUGAUCAUUUCCUUUAUUCUCACAAUCUUAAUGAAUGAUUCAGCAGUUUUACUGUAAGGAGAAAUUAGAUACUUAUCACUCUUAGGGUUAAAAGGGUUAACAAUGUUGGGAAGCUUUUCUAAGUUUGAACUUGUGAAUGGUCACUUUUUUUUUAGUAUUGUACAAGGAGCUGACUGGCAUUUUGGCCCACAUAACUUUGGACCUCAGCCAGAUUAUGUGCGCAAGGCUGCUUUGGCAACCAUGGUCAUUUGCUUCAUUGGCUUUGUUGCCUACCUGAUUUUCUUGGUAAGUUUAACUUUGAUUUAUGAUAAUUAUAAUAAUUAAUAACAAUUACAAUGAUUAAAUUUUGUACAGUGCAAAUUCCAUGAAAGAGUGACCAAAUUCACUCAUUAUUACUGAUGGUAUGAUUACACUACGUCAAUGUGUAGAAAUGCCAAAGAGUCUGGUUGAGGGAGUGCAUGUCUGUUGACAAACAAAGAAGUUCAUUGACUUACAUCUUUGUUGACUUGCUGACUAGCUGGCUGGAUCUGGCGACUGACUGGCUGUUGGUUGACUGGCUGACCAGUCAACUGACUGGCAUAUAGGCUGGCUAAUUUACUAACAUACUGAGUGACAGACAGUAAGCUAUCCAGCCAGCUAUCUGACUGGUCAGUAGCUUUGUGAGCUAGCUGAUAAGCUACAGUGUAACUGACUGGGAAGUUGGCUUGCUGACUGGCUUAACUGACCAAUCAGCAGACAGCAAGACAGAUUGACUGACAAAUGUAUUAACAGAUAGGAAGAGCUAGAAGGAGGAAGGUUACUUGUAAACAUCAUUUUGGACUGCAAAUAUUGGGUAUCACAGAUAGACUAAUUAAUUUUUCCUUGAUCUUCUUUCAAUCUCUAGUUUGUUGACAGCAAGUCAGCCCAAAUGAGAGCAGAUAAGCAUCGUCAAGAAAUGUAAGUCAACCUUACUUUUUAUUUAUCUAACAUUUUAUUAAUUUAUCUAAAAUUUUAAAAAGCUAAAGCAUGUUGUCCUGAUAUAGCAGUUAACCUAUAAUGCAAUUUUUCCUUGAUAUGUGGGUGUUUUUGUUAUCAUUGACCUUAGGAUGCAGCGAAGGGUGCUACACCGUUUCGUCAUGAUGGCCAAGAAAACAAUGCCAGGCAGAGCUGAUAACCUUGAUGGGGAAGACAAAGUUGCACAAGAAAGUAAGUAACAAAUUACAAGUUAAUCAUAUCUCCAAGGUUAUGUUAAGUUUUGACAAAAACCACUCACAAAUUAAUCAUAUUUGGCUCAUCUACAGGAAAAACAUUGUAUGUUAUUGUCUUGGAAACUUGUACAACAAAAUUUUUAGAUUUUCAGGAGUGUACAAUGAAGGACAAAUGUUUGGUUUUGUUUUGCUGGUGCUUUGUGAUUGAUCCAGAAAACAUUUUCCACCCUUUUAACAAAUCAUAUUUAAAACCAAUGAAACCAAUCUUUACUUGGCUUUAAAUGUUUUUGGCCAGAUAACAAACCUGAGGGCAUUUUCUUCAAGUUGUUAUUGGCUUAUUGUGAUAUUUCACACAACCCUUUACACCCUUGUGUCACUAUGCAUAUUCUCAAUAAUUCUCUCUAAAGUAUACAUUACUAUUUUUGCUAAUGAGGAGAAUUUUUUUAGGUUUGAUUCAGGGAUGAUUGUGUAGGGAGAAUAUACUUUCGUAUUACAGUUACAGUUAUUAUGUUACAAUAACACUACAUUGAAAAUCAUUUUAUCAUUGCAUUUGGUGAGCUAUAAAUUUUAAGUUUGAUGUGAAGUCACAAUUGGGACGUGUUUUUUAUUAAGUUCAUGUGCAGAAGAAAUACUUCAAAGCUUGGCGUCUUGGUGCUGGAAUGGAUAAAAAGCAGCCAUCUGAGACAGACCCCAUCAUGCCUAAAGAUGAUAAGGAGGUAGAGAAAUAAGUAUUUUAUUAUAACACUUUACACCCUAACAUCAGUAUGCAUAUUCUCCAUACUGUUCUUUAUACAUUUCCUAAGGUGCUGGCAAGGAGAAUUUGUUUACUGGUUGGAAGCUUCUUUCAUUGGUGAUCAUUUCCUUUAUUCUCAUGACCUUAAUGUGUGAUUCAGGGGUGAUAUUGUAAGGAGAAAUUAGAUGCUAGUCACCCUAAGGGUUUAAAGGGUUAAUAAUGCAUCAAGUGAUACUAAGCUGGUAGCAUUGCUUCCUUUCAGCUCAGUAACUCUUUCUUGCCUUACUCACUCCUAACUUUCAAUUGCCAGAAUCUAACCAAUAAUUGCUUUUGUCACGCAAAAAUGAAUUUUACAGUUUUCAUCAAAUGUGUUUCAUUUCCAAAAAAAUUUUAUGGUCUCUGUACCUGCAUGGCUUUUGUCAGAAUAAGAGGUGAAAUGAAUUAAUAAAAAUGGGCUCAAAAUUUUCCUGCAAAUUUUGAAUUCUUUCUUUUACCAUUACCACUUAACAGGAACUUAUUCACAAAGAUUCUUUUGAAAUUGAGGUGAGUAUUAUCUCCCACAGAAGCAAGAAUCAAAAAACACUACUGUUGUCAUCAUUUAUUCCCACUUCUAAGCUCCAUGAUUCUAUCUUUCAUUUUCAGCAAUCUCUUGCACAUUUUUACAUGUAACAGCCAUGUUCCUUGAACCUUCUUCCUUUUUAGUUAUUAGCACUCUAAAAGAGUCGUGUCAAAGCAGCUAAUUGAUUCAUCAUUUUUAUCACUGUUUUUAUCACCUCAUUGCUUUCUACUCAUUAUUUUCACACCAUUGGUAAAUCAUUUAUGGAAUAUAAAUUACAUGUAAUUUGUUGUUUCAUAAUUCAUCAAAAGAAACUUAAAGAACUGUUAAAUGGUGUAAUGAAAUGCUGUAACCCACUAGUUUACAUUUUCUCUUUUUAAUUAUCUUUGAAUUACUUAACUGCAAUUGCCUUGCUUAAUAGCUAACUAAUGUCGAUUAUGUACUAACCACCUUAAUCUAAUCUUACUCUAAGUAGUAUGGUGGUGUUAUCCUGUCCAUUCUAUGACUAAAUAAUUCAAUAUUAUUGUUAUUGUAUUCACUCUGCUCUGUUUGAAAAUAGUUUUAACUUGUGAUUAGUGUUAUUUGGUAGGCAUGGUCAGUCCUUCAGGAUCUGUGCUGAAUAAUAUAUUGAAAGAAGAGGAAGAAGUUACUUUUUAAUCACCUUUUGUAAUCCAUUCUAUUGUUUUUAAUCUUUGAUAGGAAGAGGGAGAAGAGGAGGAAAGCACAACUCAUUUGGCCAUCAAGUGUGUCAGCCUCCUUGUUAUUGGAGUUGGUUUGGUGAGUAAAUAAGACUGAUUUCAACAAAUAAGACAACAGAUAGUUUUUAGGACUCAGAAUUUUUCCUUGUGUCCACACUCAAUCAUGGCAAGACAAAAAGUGUCUUCCUCUAUUUCUUUACCAAGCCCAUAACUUACCAUUUUAUUCUAUUUAAUAUAAACAUGACCCUAUUAGCAUCGAUGAUCCCAGCAGUAUGCAGGACACAUGUCACAUAUGAACUUUGUUAUAGGCCUUACUCACCAUAGGGUCUCUGUGGCUUUGAAGGUCUGGGGUUUGUUUCCUCACUGGGACUUGGAUUUUUUUUUGUCCCACACUUGAGACAAGACAAAAAACAUCUUUCUCUAUUUCUCUACUAAGCUGAAAACUUGCCAUCUUUCUUAUUCAUAUAUAUGAGUAUAGUUUCUUCUUCUCCUAAACUGGGAAAUUUAAUUCGUAUCUGUGAUCUUUUUUGGGAAAUGAUGUUAAAUGCUGGUUUCUCCAGCAAUGGAGUAAGAGUUGGAGUUGAGUCAAAGUCCUAAGAGUGUUACUGACCCACUGAAAAUUUAAAAUCAUAGUGAUGAAUGACAUCAUAAGCUUGUUUAAAUCAGAGUUAGAAGAAUCAGAACUGUUCCCCUUUCUUCUAGUUUUUUCCUGUGGCUGACACUUAUAAUGAUGUAGUGAAAACUAGAUUGUCAGAGGUUGCAAGCAGAAGCAGAAGAUCGUAAUGUGAUUUCUGAGGCUGCUCAUAUAAGUCCAACAAUUUAGUUUCCACAGAUCACCAGUGAUACAUUCAAAAGUAGCAUAAGCUCUCUGCUUUGAUGUUAUUACUUUGAUUUUCACUAGGUUGUAUCACUUUGCUCUUGUGACUAGGACUCUGCUUCUUACUCCAAUGUUGUGUAAAAACUAGCCUUAUGAUUUGCCUCACAUCAUGGACAAAACUGAAAUAUCCAAACAGUUAUAUUUAUAACUUCAAUAAUCCUGCCUCACUUCCAACUUGAGCUAACCAUUAUAAGGUGCCCUUGUCCUCUGUCACCUUUAUUUAAUUGUGAACAUCUUUUUUAUGUCGACAGGUAACAGUCUUUGCUGAUCCAAUGUGUGAUGUGCUUGAUUCCCUGACAAAUAAAAACAACAAGUCAUUUAUUCCUAUUUCAUGUAAGUUGAGUCUACUGUAUAAAUGAGUUGUUUCACUCCUAACAACUCAUUAGUAAUUCUCCUUGCCGCUAUAUUAUUCUUGCCAGGCUAGUUUGCAGAGUUGAGUAUUGGAUCCACUAAUAAAUCCCUAAUUGAUGUUUUUCUUUAUUCUCAUCACUUGUCUGCUUGGUAUUGUAUUGAUGCUGUAAGGAGAAAUUCUUUCCUAGUCACUUGCAGGAGUCAAAGGGUUAUUAAACAAACACUGUAGCAAAUGUUAAAAAAAUCAGAUAUUAUAUUUCAUGUAAGUUGAGUGACUACAGUUUAUUUAAAUCAUUUUGAAACCUGAGAUCUUUGAUAAAAGUCUACUAAACAAGAAACAAUAGCAUGCAAUUAACUAGUUUUAUUGAGUAUUGAGUUUGAUCCAUCCACUUUUCAUUCAAUAAUGUAAUGUAAAUUUUUUUUUUGCAGCUUUCUAUGUGUCAUUUGUGGUGACUCCACUGUGCUCAAAUGCUUCAGAACUUGUGUCUUCUCUAAUUUUUGCUGCCAAGAAGAAGAAGGAGAAUAUUUCCAUGACCUUUGCACAGGUAAAGUUUAUGGUUGAUGAAAAUUUCAGUAAAUGAAACAACUCUGACAACUUUUGUACUCUUCACUUUAGCUGUAUGGUGCUGGAACCAUGAACAACACUCUGUGUCUUGGCAUUUUUGCUGCGCUUGUGUACUUCAGGGAUUUGAAGUGGUACUACUCUGCAGGUCAGAAAAAUGUCUAACCAUUCACAACUUUUUUUUUUUCAUUUUAUUUGCACCCCUGAUAAAUUGCAUCACUACAAACUAAAGGAUUUACCAUAUAAUGAAAGGCUGAAGAUUUUUCAGUCUUAUUCCCCUUAUUACAAGAUUCUGAAAAACAGUUUCUGUUUAAGAAAAUAAUAUAUUUUAAAUUAGUGAUCAGAUUAUCAUAUUUAUAGAUAAAACCAAUUUUUGCUUAUUUUUUCUUUCAUUACAGAGGUGACCGUGAUAAUCUUUGUGCAGUGGGUAGUUGGAAUCGUUGGCUUCCGUCUGACAUACAAGGUAAGCUUCACCCUUCUAUUUUGAGAUCCCUACUUGAUCCUGUUAGUUUUUGGAAAGGAGGAAGAGUAAUUUACAGCUAAUCAACUUCUGUUUGAUGCUAAAUAGCAUUGUAGCAAAACAACUGUAAACCCCUGAGGUUAGGAAUACAGUAAAGAACUUGUGAGUGGGUUGAUGGAGACUCUCGGUCUUGAAAGCUUUUACCCUUUGCACCUUAAUAUCAGUAUGCAUAUUCCCUGUACCAUUCUCUUAAUAUUUCCUAUGGUACCAACAAAGAGAAUUUGUUAACAAUCAAGAGCUUGUUAAGGUGGUGAUCAUUUCCCUUAUUCAUAUGAACUUAAUGUUUGAUUAAGGGGUGAUUCUGUUAGGAGAAAUACUGGUAUGUUGUUCUUAGGAGUCGAUGGAUUAAGUAUUCAUUAUGUUUCCCAUGUUAAAUGCUAUGUUGAGACUAAUCCUUCCUUCAAUGCAAGAUGUCAUAGGUGACUCUUCAAAAAAUCUGCUAGUUUUCACACAGUCUUAACAAAUUUAAGGAGGGUGAUACAGGAUCUGACCCAAAUAAAUACUUGCUUGCCUUUUCACAAUAUAGAUACAAGACUUGACAUUGAUAAGUGUUCUCAUUUCCCUCCUAGUUGUGGACAGGUAUCAUCGUUGGCUCACUAUAUGUUGUAUCAAUUGGCUUGGUGGCUCUCCUUGAAAGCAGUGCCAUCGGUUGGAAGUAACUUGUUUGCAGAUUCCAAUUCCACACCGCUUUAUUGUGCUCUGAAAUUAUUCUUUGCUUGAAUGAAACCCUGGCUGUAAACUUAAUGGUUGUUUAUUUUUUGAUGUUAUCCAUUUAUAUUGUAAUGUUUGGAUCUUAGUGCAAAUAUUCAGUUUACAAUAAUUAUUUGGGUAACAAUUAAUACGUAACUGAGUUGUCUUAAAGGUGGUCAAAUAGUGAGGCUUUUUCAUGAAUCACAGUGCUUUCUAUUUCUUUCAAAAUAUUGAGUGAUGAACUUAAGAAA
Messenger RNA from Pocillopora meandrina, 12131 nucleotides. The record is from the annotation of a GenBank genome assembly. NCBI's taxonomy places the organism in Eukaryota, Metazoa, Cnidaria, Anthozoa, Scleractinia, Pocilloporidae.